AUGACUAUUAAAAGUUCCAAACUCAAUCAAACAACAUAUUGUUUGGAGAAAUUCUUAGAUAGACUAUGUACUAUUAUCAACUCAGGAAUAGGAGAUGAAACUUACGGCCCAAGAAACAUCCUGGAAGGUAGAGAAAAAACACCUUCUCUAGCAGACGGAUUUUCCGAGCUAGACGAAGCGACUUUCGAUACACUCGACAGGCUUUUCGUCAGGACCGGAAUUUCUCCAUCAGAAAUUGAUAUACUCGUCACUACUGUUUCUUUAUUCACUCCAGUGCCUUCCGUAACUUCUCGGAUAAUCAACCGUUACAAGAUGAGAGAAAACGUAAAGUCGUUUAACCUGUCAGGAAUGGGUUGUAGCGGAAGUGUAGUGGGAAUAGAUUUAGUUCAGCAAUUGUUCAAGUCUCAUCAGAAUAAAUUUGCUAUUAUUGUAAGUACAGAGUGUAUGGGGCAAAAUUGGUAUUCAGGAAAAGAAAAAUCAAUGAUGCUUUCGAAUAUUCUGUUCCGAUCCGGCGGUUGUUCGAUGAUCCUGACGAAUAAUCGAGAUUUCAAGAAUAAAGCAAUCCUGAAGCUGACUCAAAUUGUCCGUACGCAUCACGGAUCAAGCGACGAAGCAUACGGUUCUUGCAUAGAAACGGAGGAUGAACUUGGAUACAAAGGGUUUUACCUUUCAAGAAGCCUAUCAAAAGCUGCUGGUGAAGCUUUAACUUUGAAUCUCAAAACCCUACUUCCUAAAACGUUGCCAUUUUGGGAAAUUCUCCGGUACUUAAUUUCAUCUUAUUUUCGUAAAAAAUCGAAUUCCGAAUCAAGAAUCAAUCUGAAAACCGGAAUAGACCACUUCUGUGUCCAUCCUGGCGGAAAGGCAAUUGUCGAUAAAGUCGGUGAGAACUUAAGACUAAGCAAGUAUGAUGUCGAACCAACUCGAAUGGCACUAUAUCGAUUCGGAAACACAUCGUCGGGCGGUUUAUGGUACGUGUUAGGGUACAUGGAGGCUAAGAAAAGGCUCAAGAAAGGUGACAAGAUAUUAAUGAUAAGCCUUGGAGCAGGAUUUAAGUGUAAUAAUUGUGUUUGGAAGGUUAUGAAGAACUUGGAGGAUCAAAAUGUUUGGAAAGAUUGCAUCGCAAGUUAUCCACCAAAUAUGGCUGUUAAUCCUUUUGUGAAGAUGCAGCGGAUGAAUGAAGAAUUCUCAGGCUAAUAUUCAUGUUUUUACUAUGUUCUAGAUAUAUGUUAUGCACAUUGUUAGGGUUUAAAAAACAAAUAAAUAAU
Messenger RNA from Mercurialis annua (annual mercury), 1265 nucleotides. RefSeq names its product 3-ketoacyl-CoA synthase 19-like. Gene Ontology annotation, biological process: fatty acid biosynthetic process. Gene Ontology annotation, molecular function: acyltransferase activity, transferring groups other than amino-acyl groups. Bases 1 to 1194 code for a protein of 397 amino acids. The record is from RefSeq and is a predicted model, not a curated record. Lineage: Eukaryota; Viridiplantae; Streptophyta; Magnoliopsida; Malpighiales; Euphorbiaceae. Gene Ontology annotation, cellular component: membrane. The transcript is spliced from 2 exons.